Galeopterus variegatus (Sunda flying lemur) is the source of this 1145-nucleotide messenger RNA. RefSeq names its product CCAAT/enhancer binding protein (C/EBP), epsilon (gene CEBPE). NCBI's taxonomy places the organism in Eukaryota, Metazoa, Chordata, Mammalia, Dermoptera, Cynocephalidae. The transcript has 2 exons. Gene Ontology annotation, biological process: myeloid cell differentiation; DNA-templated transcription; regulation of transcription by RNA polymerase II. Bases 106 to 951 code for a protein of 281 amino acids. Gene Ontology annotation, molecular function: DNA-binding transcription factor activity, RNA polymerase II-specific; RNA polymerase II cis-regulatory region sequence-specific DNA binding. The record is from RefSeq and is a predicted model, not a curated record.
GGGCAGAUCUAGGGCAAGGGGAGGUCAAGAGAGGGCAGGCUGAGCAUCCCAAGGGGUGCCCGAGAGCAGGGCAGCAGGGGCGGGGAGCCGAGGGGGCGGGCCGGCAUGUCUCACGGGACCUACUAUGAGUGUGAGCCCCGGGGCAGCCAGCAGCCACUUGAGUUCUCGGGGGGCCGAGGUGGGCCUGGGGAGCUGGGGGACAUGUGUGACCAUGAGGCCUCCAUCGACCUUUCUGCCUACAUCGAGUCUGGGGAGGAGCAGCUCCUCUCCGACCUCUUUGCUGUGAAGCCAGCGCCUGAAGCCCGAGGCCUUAAGGGCCCUGGAACCCCCACCUUCCCCCACUACCUGCCGCCUGAUCCGCGGUCCUUUGCCUACCCCCCCCAUACCUUCGGCCCAGACAGGAAGGCAUUGGGGCCUGGCAUCUACAGCAGCCCAGGGAGCUAUGACCCCAGGGCUGUGGCGGUGAAGGAGGAGCCUCGGGGGCCAGAGGGCAGCCGAGGUUCCAGCCGAGGUGGCUACAAUCCCCUGCAGUACCAAGUGGCACACUGUGGGCAGACGGCCGUGCACCUGCCCCCAACCCUGGCAGCUCCAGGCCAGCCCCUGCGUGUGCUCAAGGCCCCUUUGGCAGCUGCUGCACCCCCCUGCAGCCCCCUCCUUAAGGUGCCCUCCCCAGCUGGCCCUUUGCACAAGGGCAAGAAGGCAGUGAACAAAGACAGCCUGGAGUACCGGCUGCGGCGGGAGCGCAAUAAUAUCGCCGUGCGCAAGAGCCGGGACAAGGCCAAGAGGCGCAUUCUGGAGACUCAGCAGAAAGUGCUGGAGUACAUGGCUGAGAAUGAGCGCCUUCGCAGCCGGGUGGAGCAGCUCACCCAGGAGCUGGACACCCUCCGCAACCUCUUCCGCCAGAUUCCUGAGGCUGCCAACCUCAUCAAGGGUGUGGGGGGCUGCAGCUGAGCCUGGCUGGUGGACUGUGGACACCAGGCCCCCUAGCCCAGCCUGACCCUGGGGACCUCACCCUGCUUGGGACCUAGAGCCCUUCACAGGCAGAGCCUGAGACAUGGACCAUGGACAGAUGGCAGCAGGGUAGCAAGGGAGGGCAGGACCCAGCAUAAUGAUUCUAUGGCUGAAUAAAAUUGCCUGUGACUUGG